Messenger RNA from Exophiala oligosperma, 867 nucleotides. RefSeq lists its product as uncharacterized. NCBI's taxonomy places the organism in Eukaryota, Fungi, Ascomycota, Eurotiomycetes, Chaetothyriales, Herpotrichiellaceae. Bases 1 to 867 code for a protein of 288 amino acids. Gene Ontology annotation, cellular component: cytoplasm. Gene Ontology annotation, molecular function: oxidoreductase activity, acting on the CH-OH group of donors, NAD or NADP as acceptor. The record is from RefSeq and is a predicted model, not a curated record. The transcript has 2 exons.
AUGGAUUUUCAUUGUUUAGGAGGAGCUUCAGGCAUGGGUCUGGCUCUGACCACGCGAUUCGCACACGCCGGUGCUCACGUCACCAUCGCGGACUGCCAGUCACAACUCGGCACGCAGGUCGCGGAUGAGCUAUCCUCGAAGGGUUACACGGUGUCCUUUGCACAUUGCGACGUGCAAGACUACGACAGUUGCCAGGCUGCGUUCAAAGAGGCAGCUCGGUCGUCUGACAGUGGAUGCCUCGACGUCGUGGCUCUCAUGGCGGGCGUGUUGGGAGAAAAGGGAAGUUCGGUGGAACAAGUGGUUCGGGCGAGUGCCGUCGUCGAGGACACAAAACAAGGAAUCAAAAUGGACGAGGAAGAACAAGAAGGAGAACAGAAUCAAGAUCCACCUAGACCUGGACACAAGGCUAUCGACGUCAAUCUUACGGGACUCUAUGAGACGACGUACUUGGCCUUGUGGUAUCUGUCAACGACCCAUCGAGCUCUAUCAGUAUCAGGCAUCAAAAUUAUCCGCCAUAGAAGCCUCGUGGAUCUCAACAUCCGUGUCAACAUGCUGGCUCCGUCGUUUGUGUGUACGCCGUUGGUCCCACCUGCAUUGGCUUUGCUUGCGAAAUCGGGUGUUGAACCGGGCAAGGGUUUGAACUUUGUGGAUAUCGAGAGUGUCGUCGAUGUUGCGAUGAGAUUUGCAGUGGAUGAGAACCUACAUGGACGGGCGUGGACGGUGGUUGCAGGGCCAAAAGGGACUGGAGAACCAUCCAAGGAUAACGAUACUGUGCGUGAUUUGUGUGACGAUGAGGAUGGGUUGUGGGGAGGACAAGUCUUGGGGGAGAUUGUGAAGAUGAAGAAGGAUGAUGGUUGUAUUCUAUGA